Molecule: messenger RNA, 10110 nt
Organism: Biomphalaria glabrata
Lineage: Eukaryota; Metazoa; Mollusca; Gastropoda; Planorbidae
Exons: 54
Coding region: 418-8574 (2718 amino acids)
Cellular component (GO): cell septum; myosin complex; cell periphery
Molecular function (GO): ATP binding; cytoskeletal motor activity; chitin synthase activity
Source: RefSeq, a predicted model, not a curated record
UUUUUUACCAUAUAGAUCUGUACGAUAAGUUAAAUGUUGAAUCGAAUCUACUUUAUUAUCAUGCAAAGUUCAAGUGCCAUUUAAAAAAAAGGACAUUUAACUAUUGUAUCUGUGUCAAUGAAGGUAGGUUAAAGAAUUCGUUGACAAUCUUUCCACGGUCAGUGUGCGCAGAGAAGAGAAUCAUACCUUAAUUAACCAGAGUCCUAGUCCUGUAGUGUCUUUAUGUUUAGGAUUACAUGUUUCUUGUGCUGAAAGAAGUCAAUGAUAUAGUGGAUGAUAUCUUGAACUAAUCUAGGACAGCAAGACACAGCGAGGUCAGGUGUGUGUUGACUAGUUGGACACAGCUCAAACAGAUUGACAGUCUAAGUUAUAAGAAAGAAAUGACCUAACAGAAAAUCCAGUAUAAAAAAAACUGAAAUGCCGAAGUCCGUAAAGAAAGAAACUCCUGACCAUAUUCUGAAUAAAGUUCAGGAAGAUGAGACAGCAGAAGUUCAGAGACAAACCAACAACUGGCUGCAAAAGUCUGUGGCAGAUAACGUCAACAAAUCGCUUCAAAGUUUACACUCUAGCGACAGUUCUGACAAAAGCAGCCUCAGAAGCGAAGAUGAGAACACAUACUGGGACAUCGAUGCAUUAACAGACAAGUCUAUCCUGACGGACUCUCUCCUCUCGAUGAGUUCCGCCAUGAGCAAGAACAAUUUCGACUAUGCCACUGCCAAGAAGAAGAACAAAAGUGGAGUCGACAACUUAGCUUUUCAAAACACAGAGGACAUUCCCGAGAGUAAGCCCUUCAUGGAGCACGACACCACGAGGUCAAGGCCGACCCCCACUAGACUGGAGUCUGUGGCUCCAGAUUAUGACUCCAACGAGGAUGUGUUGUCUCCGUCGCCUGAUUACGGAGAUGCUGUUCGCCCCGCUGCCUCGUUUUCGUUCAAUGUAGAUUCUCCUCGGCUAAACAAAAAAUUGCCUGGAAGUGCUCCUGCAGUAGCUAAGAAACCGGAAAGUAUACCACUUGAUUUGUUGAGCAAACCAAGGACGACAAGCGUUCAUUUCAGAGCAUCUCCAGUUUUUGAGGAACAAAGUGAAACUUACUCUAGUACUAGAGAUCCUUUAAAACUAAUGGAUUUAUCCAAACUUCCGGAGCUAAAUUUGGAUUCUAUUACAGAUUCUAUAAAAAAGCGAUACUUCAAUGAUAAAAUAUAUACAUACUGUGGGGAGAUACUUAUUUCUGUCAAUCCAUAUAAACCUUUAGAAAUGUGUACAUCUCAGUUUCAUUAUGAAUAUCGGUAUGGUCAAAUCUCAGAAGAGCCUCAUCUAUUUGCAAUAUCUGCCAAAGCUUAUUCUGCAAUCAGGGAUUUAAAACAUAAUCAGGUCAUUUUAGUCAGUGGUGAAUCUGGGGCUGGCAAAACUGAGGCCACAAAAUAUAUAGUGCAGCAUUUAAUGUCAAUUGGUGGUAGUGAAUAUGACAACCUUCAGGACAAGAUAAUAAGAAUAAACCCUUUACUAGAGGCCUUUGGCAAUGCAAAAACCAUUCUCAAUUCCAAUUCCAGCAGAUUUGCCAAGUUUCUUUCACUAGCAGUUAAUGAACAAGGAAAAAUAGAAAGUGCUCGGGUUAAAGAUUACAUGUUAGAAAAAUCAAGAGUUGUUCACCACAGUCCAAAGGAGAGAACAUUUCAUGCUUUCUAUGCACUGCUGGUUGGUGCAUCUGAGGAUUUGUUAGAUAGCUUGUAUAUUAAAAGAAAGGACAAAUUCAGAAUUACAGGAGGCUAUUAUGACUUAAAUGUCAAGGAAAGAGAGGCUUAUAAAAUAAUAUAUGAGGAUCAGCAAGAUGUCUUUCAUUUGAUUAACCUAACACCUGAGGAAAUUCAAGAUGUGAACAGUAUCUUGGCUGCUAUUUUACAUCUUGGUAAUAUUGAAUUUGAGGAUAGUGACAAUGACAGUGUGAUAAUAAAAAAUGAAUCUGUUGUCCAACAAGCUGCUUUUUUGCUUCAUCUGGAUGUUGAAAAACUGACGAGAGUUUUAAUUGAACGCAGGGGAAGGCUUGGUAAAGACAGGCAAGUAACAUUCCCUGUUUCUUUCAACCAAACUGAUAAAGGAAGUAGCCUUUUAAGCACUCCAAGCAGAGGGGGAAUAUACCUAAGUCAAAGAGAUUUUGGCAGCAGCUCACAGAGAUCUUCAGAUGAUGAUUCUGAUUCAGGGGAGAUAAUUGAGCUGUCCAAAAACAAGAAACAAGCAGAUGAUGAAAGAGAUGCCAUCGCCAAAGUGUUGUAUGAAAGAAUGUUUGGAUGGCUGGUCAGAAAAGUCAAUGACUCUCUAAAGGCUAAUAAAUUGAGAAAUCUGCCAAGUAUUGGAAUACUUGAUAUCUGUGGUUUUGAGAACUUAGAAACUAACAGUUUUGAACAACUUUGUAUAAACAUUGUCAAUGAGCAACUGCAGAACUUUAUGAACAAGAAAGUCAUUGAGGAGGAGAGACAACUGUAUCUAGAUGAACAUGUAGAGAUCAGUGAUAUAGAUAUCUCAGGAAUCAACAAUGAUGCAAUAUUGAACAUGUUCAUGGAGAGAAAUGGUAUUCUGGCAAUGAUUGAUGAAGACUCUCGAAUAGAUUUUUCUGAUGACAACAAACUGGUAACAAAGCUGAAGAAAAUGUUUGACAAAGAUCCUCAUUUUGAGCCAUCAGCUAACAAUACUCCAGAAUUUGGUAUUGUGCACUUUGCUGGCAAGGUGUACUAUAGUGCUGUGUCCUUCAUUCAAAAGAAUAGAGACACAUUGAGUGACGAUACCCUAGAGUGUCUUAAGUCAAGUGAGAAUACACUCAUUCAAGAUCUGUUUACAGUCCAAGAAAGCCACACUGGCUCUAUUUCUAUGUCACAGUUUAACUUUAGAGGAUCUCGAAAACCAAAUUCCAAGCAGCGGCAUGUGAUUACUGACACUAAUUUAUCUCAAAGCAUAAAUCAGUCAAGAAAAACAACUCUUGAUCAAAGAUUUGGUGACAGGCCUCCUGGUAUAAGAUCUUUAGAUAUGGCUAAACGUAACACACACGUCAAAUUUUUUAAGCAUUCAUUACAAGAUUUGAUUGAUGCUAUGAAACAAGCAGAUCCAUAUUUUGUCAGAUGCAUCAAACCAAAUGAUAAGCAGAAACCAAAAGAAUUCAUAGAUGAACAGGUCAGAGUUCAGCUACAAUACAAUGGUGUUAAAGAAGCUGCCAGAAUUAGAACUUUUGGAUUUGGUUAUCCUGUUCGAAUGCCUGUAACUGAUUUUGAACAAAAAUUCAAGGAUCUUGUGACUAAUCCCACCAAAGAUCAACUAGCUGAUGACAUUUUAGAAACAGUUCUAGCUGAGGCCUCAACUUUCAAAAUUGGGAAAACUCAGAUCUUCAUGAAAGAAAAUGUGAAGAAAGCUUUAGAAGACUCAUUACAUUUAUUAAGAAGGCAGCAGGAAAUGGAGAGGCUGAAAAAGUUAGAAAUGGAAAGAUUAGAAAAGGAAAGACAAGAACAACUUCAAAAGAUGGAGAAAGAACGCCUAUUGAAAGAACAUAGGGAUAAAAUGGCAAAAGAAUUUAUGCGUUUCUCUCAAGACGAUGUGGAUGGACGUCAUUUGGACACUAUAACAGAAGUUCAAACACCAGCAUCAAAUGUCAGUGAUGGUGACUAUAAUAUGUCAAAACAUUCAAGCUCUAGUAGAGAUACCCAAGAGGAUGAAGAUGAGGAUUCUGAUGACAGCAGUGAUCAGACAUUUGAGAAAAUACCAGUUGAGUCUGAAAACAAGUCAGAUAAAAAGCCUUGGGACAUCUCACAAGAGCUGACUGAAGAAGAAGAGAAGAAUGAUGUUCAUGAACAGCCUGUUUUGAUGGUCCUCAAGUUUAUUGUUUACAUCUUACUUCUAGUUCUGAUCUUUGCUGCCUUGACUUGUCAAAAGAUAAGCCUGAUGAUAGCAAUAAAAAACAUGACAGUUGACAAAAAAGAUAAAGAUGCAAGACAGAAAUUUUCCAAACUGUAUUUGGUAUUUGCAAUGUGUAUACCUAACAUACUUUGGUGGAUCAUCACUGUACUAAAAUUAUGCUUUGGGAAUUACAAGUCUCCUUCUGUUUGGACAUGGAUAUGGGUGACUCUUAUGGAAAGUCUUCACUCUGUAGGUCUUUCUUUGCUGGUAUUUCGAGUUCUGAAAUAUGUGGAUCCUAUCAGGGGACUUAUGUUGUUGUCUGGAGUUGCUAUCAUUCCCUCCAUCUUGAAGUUUAGUAUGUCUGAAGGGGAUUUUCAAGCCUCCCGCAACACAUGCGUUGAGUGUGAAAGUAGCAGUCCACAAAGAAAGGCAGUCAGGAUACUGUUUGAUUUUGUAGCUAUGGGUUUUCAGUUGACUGUUAUUCCUCUGAGCAUCUUUUUGGAUUUUUUGUUUACAGAUAGCAUCAACAAUCACCCAUCAAGAGUUAUAGAGAUAGUAUUUGCUCUUCUUUUGGUUUCUUGUGGUCACUGGGAGAACUUUGUAGAUGGGCGUUUCUUUUGUGAGCUAAAAAAUAGAAACUGGUUUAAAAAUGCAGUUUUAAAAAUGAGAUUUGAGCUUCAAAAAGGCAGACACUUUCCGCAUUUGGUUUCUCUCUUAUUUAAAAUUGGCCUAACAAUUUGGCUGGGUUAUCAACUAACUGAACUUGAUUAUGUAGAUACUUUCCAGCAUAUGCAUUCCAAAUUCCCUAUUUUAGAUGUAUCUGCUGUCAUAACUUUAUGUAUUUCACCAUUUGUGGCAUUCUACUUGUCAUUUGGUGCCUGCAUGUUUCAGAUGCAGAUACCUUCACUCACUAUCCCUUUGACAUUUGCCACCCCUGCAGCCAUAGGUGUAUUUGCUCUCAACAACCAAUACAAUUUCCUGACUUCUGUUUCAAGUAUAAUAAUGGUAGAUCCUCCAGCAAGUUCUCCUAUGCCUCUCACCAUGUCAUCAUUAAUCACAGUAGCCAAAUGGUGGCACAUAUUGUUUGGGAUUGGCUGGUGGUUUUCUCUUCUCAUCCUAACUAGAUAUAUUUGGAGACCUCAGAAAGAUAGAACAGCUAACAUGGAAAGACUAUUUUUAAACCCAUCAUAUUGUGGAAUACUAACAACAGAGAAUAUUAUGUUAAAUCGCAAACGUCAUCCAAUGAAGGUUGAAGAAAUCAUAAAAAUGGAUGAUGAGGGGGAAGUUAUUGGCAAAUUCUACAAGCUAAAAGGUUUUAAAAGAAAGAAGACAUCAGAUGAGGAUUUUGAAGAAGAUGAAAUAGGCAGUGAUGUUGAGGACAGUCGACAAGCUAGUGAUGAGACUAUGGAGACUGGCAUAUCUAAUGAUAGCUUUAGAGGUCCAGCACAGGCAGACAGAUCCCCAGAUGUACCUUUGUUGUAUGCAUGUGCCACAAUGUGGCAUGAGACUAGGCAGGAGAUGAUUCAGCUCUUGAAAUCUUUGCACAGGCUGGAUAGAGAUCAGUACAUCAGAAAACUAGCCAAUGAAAAGGUUGGAGGCAAUGAUCCAGACUUUUAUAACUUUGAGGCUCACAUAUUUUUUGAUGAUGCCAUGGAGCUGGAUGACUUUGAUAGGAGAGUUCCCAACCGUUGGGUCAAAGAUCUAGUUAAAAGCAUGGAUGUUGCAUGCAGCUCUGUUCAUGGAAAACCUAUUAAAGUUCACCCCCCCAUGAAAAUACCUACACCCUAUGGUGGACAGCUUAUAUGGCAGAUGCCAGGAGAAAAUCUUCUUUUUGUUCAUAUGAAAGAUGUAUCUAAGAUAAGAAACAGAAAGAGGUGGUCACAGGUCAUGUACAUGUACUAUCUCCUUGGUUACCGCCAUAUCAUGAGUUGUAAGAAGGACUUAUUGGAGAAAAUGAAAAACAUUGAUGCCGGGCGUGGUGGAUUUGGUCUGAAUAUUCAUGAAAUUAAUUAUUUGCUUGGGGAACAAGCAGCUGCAAGGUCUCACAACACAUUUUUAUUGGCUUUGGAUGGAGAUACAGAUUUUACACCUGGAGCUGUCAAAAUUCUACUUGACCGCAUGAAAGAUGACAAUGUUGGAGCUGCUUGUGGUAGAAUUCAUCCAAUCGGCAAUGGUCCUAUGAUUUGGUACCAGAAAUUUGAAUAUGCUAUUGGUCACUGGCUUCAAAAAGCUGCAGAACACGUGUUUGGAUGUGUUCUUUGUAGCCCUGGUUGCUUCAGUUUGUUUAGAGCUGGAGCUUUAAUGGAUACAAAUGUCAUGAAGAAAUACACUACAGAACCAACAGAACCAUCUCAUCAUUUACAGUAUGAUCAAGGUGAAGAUCGAUGGCUGUGUACAUUAUUGUUACAACAAGGCUACAGGAUUGAGUAUGCUGCUGCUGCUGAUGCCUGGACUUUUGCUCCAGAAGGCUUCUUUGAAUUUUUCAACCAGCGUCGUCGUUGGAUGCCCUCAACUAUAGCUAAUAUUCUUGAUUUACUUGGCACUGCAACCCUAACAACCAAAAAAAAUGCAAACAUGAGUUUUCCAUAUAUCAUUUAUCAAUGGCUACUCAUGUUGAUGACAAUCCUAGGACCUGGAACUAUUCUUAUGAUGAUUGCAGGAGCUGCCAAACUUGUUUUCAGCAUGUCCAAUGUCGAUGCCUAUCUGUUUGCUACCAUUCCUGCUGCAGUCUUCACAAUUGCCUGCUUUUGGUUGCAGUCCAAAUACCAGUUGAUAUUUGCUGCAGUGCUGAGUGUCAUGUACACUUUCAUCAUGAUUGUAGUCUUUGUUGGCUCCAUCAAGACAGCCUCUGAAAACAGUGUCCUGCACUCCAGUGUUAUUGUCAUGGUUAUAUUGGUAGCCAUUUUUAUCAUAGCAGGAUUUUGUCAUCCUCAGGAAAUUUGGUGCCUUAUUCAUGGUGUACUUUAUUUAUUAACAAUACCAUCUGGCUAUCUCCUCCUUGUUAUAUACUCUAUCUGCAAUUUGAAUGAUGUUUCUUGGGGAACCAGAGAAGUUCCAACAAAAGCACAGAGGCUUGAAAUGGAACAGAAGAAAAAAGAAAAGGAAGAACAGAAGAAAAAUAAACAAAGAAAAGGUUUUCUGGCAAGGAUUUUUAAUAGAGGAGAAGAACACCUGAAAGAGUUAACUACAUUAGUUAAAACUUUGAUGCCUGAGAGAAGCAACCAUCUGAAGGCUGACCUAGACAUGAGUGGGGAAUCUGGGAAAUCAGUUGUGGAAUUACUAAGUAAAAUAGAAAACAAUUUACAAAUACUCAUAGAAAAAAGUGAACCUGGGAAUCCCACCAUCAGAAGAGAUUCAGAUGACACUGAGCUAAAAUCUGUAGUUGUAGCCCAGCCUACAAUCAGCGAAGCACCAGUAUCAAACCUAGCAGCAUCAGUUAGAAAACCAACAGAGGAAGAGAAACCACCAGAAGUUAUUCCUGCCAAGCCGUUACAUUCUAUUUUGAAAAAAAGGAAAGAAAAAGAAAGAGAUGAAUUAAGAAAUCCAUUCUGGGCAGAAGACAGAGGUUUAGGGGGAGGAGAAGUUAUAGUUGCAAAUAAACAAGAGCUUGAGUUUUGGACAGAUUUUGUCACUAAAUAUUUACUGCCCAUUCGACCUAGCCCUGAAGAAAAGAAAAAAAUAGCUGAUGGACUUAGAGAUCUCAGAAAUUCUUCCUCAUUUGCACUAAUAAUUACGAAUCUUCUCUGGAUGGCCUUGAAUUUUAUGUUUCAAGAAAAGCAAGUAGCAAGACUUACAAUCAAAUAUAAUGCUAAUGGGGAGCAAAAAUUGGAGGAAAGUGUUUUGGGUUUUGCUUUUGUGGCUCUCUUAAUACUUCUGUUACUUUUACAAAUGAUUGGCAUGUUCAUUCAUAGGAUGGGAACUCUACAACAUCUGUUGGCUAUAACUGAAAUUAAAAUGAGAAAAGGAGACAAAAAAAGUUCUGCUAAGGAUAGACAGGAUAGAGAAGAUGUGAUGAGACACAUUAGAGAAGUCUUAAAGAUUCCUGCUGCUUAUGAUGAUGGGAAUGAGACUACGCCACCACAGCUGGCUGAUCAAAAUAAUCCUUUAGGUCUGUCUGUCAUUGGUGCAUCUACAAGAGGAUCUCAGGGGAGAUCCCAUCAAAACAUAUUGAAACAAGAACUUGGCAGAACUUUGAAAACAUUGGGGCCCACAUUUGAUGCCCAUAGAUCUAGUGGUAACAGUAAUUUGAAUAGAGAUGCUUUGCACACUCUGAACAGUGUUCGUCAAAGGCUGAUUUCUGGGACAAUUAAUUCAAAACUUGAAAAUCUACAACAUGGACUAGGUAAAUCCUUCAGACCUCAACUUCCACCUCGAUUAACAAAGAAUACACCAGCACUGAUGCAAACUUCAAAUGCUUGGGGUUUCACUGCUGAUGAGCUGUCUCGUCAUCGCCUCCUAGGUAUCGAUACAAACUCUGGCCCCAAUAACUUUCACAGUUAUAGUCCUAUGGGUGCCAUGGGAAGAUCUCUGAUGCAAAGAUCCAGGCUUAUAAAUGAAUUCACGUCUGAAAAUCCAAGAAGACCUAACAGAAGCAUUAACUGGUCUAAUUCUGAUGUUGCUGAACACAGGCGACCUUCUCACAGCAAGAAAAAACUUGUCAACCAUCAUGGAGCAGCAGAAAGCCAUCGCCUUUAGAAUAAACGGAGCAAUUUAGCAUUUGGUACGUUUUAAAAAAAUAUUUUAUAACUGCAAUAUUCUCAAAUUUGUGUCACACAAUGACUAUUAUCCAAUAGAAUCAUAUCAUUGUAGCUGUGCUACUUUUUUUUUUAUUCUUUAGAAGUGGGAGAUCAUUUAAAUCUUAUACAAAUCUUGAACUAAUAGAUGAUGCCUCAUUCCUUUUGAAAGCUUAUUGACCCCUCACUUCUAAAUUAUCCCUACAUUGUCAUGUCUUAUGAAUAACACAAAAUCGUUGAAUCAAAAUUUAUUUAUUGUUCAAAUUGUUUGUAUAUAUAUUUAUAUAUAUUUUCUACUGACAGAUGGGUAUCUUAAGAAGUUUUUAUUAGCUAGUUCAUGACCUGCAAACUGUGAUGUACACUUUCUAAUGUCUUCAUCUUUUAAUAAUGUUGUUGAGUUCUAUACUUUAAUCUUGUUGUGCCAUUGACAAAAGGUUUAGAAUCAUCUUUGGAAGUGUUUCUUGUUUCUCUUUGCUAAGUUUCCAUUUCAAGUGAAUUAAAAUAUAAAGUUUGAAUUAGUAUGCUUUAUAGUAUUGUUUACUUUUCUUUUUUUCUGUUUCAAAAUGUUUUGUUUUUACUAUGUGAUUAUUUGAUUAACUAUAUUAAUGUACCAGUAUUUAUUUAUAUACAGAUAUGACCAUGUGAUACACAUAAUCUUAUACACAGAUUUGUUGACAUUGUACCAAUACUUUUUAACUUGAUUGAACAUGUUGACAUUGUACCACUACUUUUUUAACUUGAUUGAACAUGUUGACAUUGUACCAAUACUUUUUAACUUGAUUGAACAUGUUGACUUAUUUUUAUUGAAGACUUUAUUGUAGUUUUGAAUAUACAUUUUUUAACAUUUAAUGUGGCCAACAUUCUUUGACUCCUGCCAAAAUUUAUGAAUAAAUUUUCAAAGUUUCUUAAGUUGACUAACAUCAAAAAAUGAGACAUUGUACUUCUUAUUAGAUACUUUAUUUGACUAUUUGAAAGUGCCAUGCAAAUACAUUAAUCUCUUUUUCUAUUUGAAUGUAUUGGUGGAAUUGUUUUUUUUAAUUAUUUUUUUGUUAUUUUUUAUUUGUACUUCCUUCUGAAAAUAAGGCCUAGGGAAAAAAUUGAUUCUUUAUCAGCACUAUUAUCGCUCUGAUAUGUAUAUAUUACUCCCCUAUAUUAUCAAAAGAUUUGGAAAAACAUUUGUUUACCAUACUUUUCCAGCUUCCAUUUCUUCCUAUGUUCACCCAUGUGUAAUGUCCUAAAUUUUCUUCGUAAUGAAUUAAAAACCAAAUGCUUUGUUAUCAAGUAGUUGUCAUUUCAAUGUUUACAUGUAUUGUCAUUCCAUGUACGCAUUCGUCAUGAAAUAUCCAAUGAAAUCUAUGCAGUUUAACUCUUUGUUCAUGUUCAAUUUUAUCUUUUAUUUCUUAUAUUAAUAAAUGCAUACAAGUUACUAUGAUCUAUUUUGAUGACCACAGUUUAUGGAAUUUAUGCUGAAAUAAAAAUGUUUUCUAUAUGAUCUAUA